UAAUCUGUUGGAUCAGAGCGUGGUCUCACCUCUCAUGAGAGCGCGUGUGUGUAAUUCGGCUGCUCCUAUGUCAAAAGCUCACAGGCAGAGAGGUUAGAGGUAUGUAGCGUGCAAAUGACCCGAACCCCGCGAAUCCAAGCUUUUCUCUUUCAUUCUUUCUCAAUCUCUUCAAUCUCUUCGUUUUCUUCUUCUUCUUCUUCCCCUUUGGCGCCCAGAACUCUUAUCCCUCGAUUCCAUCGCCCCAGCUUUCGAUUCGAUUCGUUCGAGAUGGGCAAAAUGUUCCCUGGCUUGUGGUUGAUUUCGACAAUGUUUGGUUGUAAGUUGUAAGAUCUUGGUUUUGUUGGGGUGAGAUAACUCUUCUUUAAAGGUUUAGUUGGGAUUUGAAAAUGGCAAAAGGAAGCAAGGGACGACGAUCUUCCCGUCAGUUCAGGCUUACUCCAUACCCUCUUCCUUCUUGCAAAAGGGAUAUCGGUGAGAAUUUAUGCCCAAAGAAAUGCUCAAAGGUGUUGGAUAAGAAAGAAUGGGAAGACGUGACAUGUUCUGUGUGCAUGGAGUACCCACACAAUGCCGUUCUUCUCCUUUGCUCUUCUCAUGACAAAGGUUGCCGUCCCUAUAUGUGUGGCACUAGCUUUCGUCAUUCCAACUGCCUCGAUCAGUACAAGAAAGCUUACGCAAAGGUUGUCUCAUCUAAUAAUGGACAGGCGGUGCAAGGCUCUAUGGAUAAUCCAAGCCUAUUACCAUAUUCAAACUUGCCACAUGAGAAGGAUGAAGUGACAGUGCUGGCAUGCCCCCUAUGUAGAGGUCAGGUCAAGGGUUGGACAGUUGUCAAACCUGCAAGGGAUUAUCUAAAUGCAAAGAAGAGAGGCUGCAUGCAGGAUAGCUGCUCGUUUAUUGGGAACUACAAGGAAUUGAAGAAGCAUGUGAGGGCAGAGCAUCCCUCAGGAUGUCCACGAGAUGUGGAUCCUGCGCUUGAACAGAAAUGGAGAUGGCUUGAGUGGGAGCGUGAGCGGGAAGAUGUUAUCAGCACAAUAACAUCAGCCAUGCCCGGGGCAAUGGUAUUCGGCGACUAUGUGAUCGAGGGAAAUCAUCAAGAUUUUGGUGCAGAUGAAGAGGAGGGGUCUCUUGAUGCAGAUGAUGCAGAAGGCAAUGGAAGAUUUCAAAUGAACAUAGAGACAAUGAAUUUCUUUCUCCUGCUGCAUGCAGUUCGACAAGGGAAUGACCUUAACAGGCGGCUAAGGCCUGAGCCGGAGCUGCCUUCCCAUCGAGUAUCUGGUGAGAAUGGUGCCCGCCAUGCAAGUCCUGUUAGCAGGUUGGAUUUGUCAGAUCACGAUGACGAUAACGAAAGGUACAGUGAAGGUGGUGAUGAUGGUAUGUCCCUAGUUAGCCGUCUGCAUCGCCAUGGCAAUGGUAGAGUUCUUCUAAGUCGCUCAGGUAGGAGGCGUAGGCGUAGAGCACAAGCUGAUCAGCAGUAGAUAACAUCAUGCUGGAAGCAGGUGGGAGAAGCACGAGCUUGUUAGGGAUUUGUAGGUUCAAAAACUCAAGCCACAAAAACUGGGUUGACUUGACACCCGGGUGCACUGAUUUUUUCCAGGAUAUAGGAAAAUCAAAAGGUGGGUAAUUUAUUUCUCUGUUGUAAUUUCUUUCACAUGUAAAUUCAACCUUCCUCCUAUCAUUAUUGCACAUUUCAUUGUGAAAUUUGCUUGUGUAAGUUUGAAAUUAUAAAAUUCCUAACAUUGCCUUGUAAUGGUUGGACGCUUCUGAAAAGUUUAAAUAAAAUUAGGAGGCAUGUAUUCUUUCACAA
Molecule: messenger RNA, 1801 nt
Organism: Prosopis cineraria
Lineage: Eukaryota; Viridiplantae; Streptophyta; Magnoliopsida; Fabales; Fabaceae
Exons: 3
Coding region: 387-1472 (361 amino acids)
Source: RefSeq, a predicted model, not a curated record